Harpegnathos saltator (Jerdon's jumping ant) is the source of this 652-nucleotide messenger RNA. Its product is annotated as phosphatidylinositol N-acetylglucosaminyltransferase subunit Y. NCBI's taxonomy places the organism in Eukaryota, Metazoa, Arthropoda, Insecta, Hymenoptera, Formicidae. The transcript has 2 exons. The coding region runs from base 486 to 599 and encodes 37 amino acids. The record is from RefSeq and is a predicted model, not a curated record.
UGCUAGAGGGAUCGCAAAACUAUUGACCGCGACGCGACUCGGCGCGGCGCCUUCGCACAUCUUUCCGUGUUCUCGCGCGGAAGAAGGAGAGAGAGCUGCGUCUUCGCCGACAUGUGUAUGCGUGCGCGUAUGUAAGUCGCGUGUGAGGGGAAAGCGAAGAAAAGGGAAACGCUUCGGCCGAUGACGGUGGACAUCGAUCGGCGAUGAAUAUGGCUGUACUUGCGCUUCUACGCCGAUUGUGAAAUGAACGAGAUAUGAUGCUCUCUUGUUAAAUUUUUCGUGGAAAUUUUGCAGUGAUUUGAUUUUUCUCGCAAGACGACUCAAAUGACAAGAUCACGCUGGUUUGGAACAAACGACGUAAUGUGAUGGUUAUACAUAUAUAUAAAGUUUAGAAGAAAACAAUCUCUGCUACAUCAUACAUAUUACGAUAUCUCUAAAGGAAUUAGCUUAAAACUAUACAAAGUAUAUAUAUCAACUUAUUCAAUAUGUACAUUUCAUCUUACGAAUACUAUUUUCUCUUGUCACUAGUCGUUCUUCCUGUAUAUCUCUUUUUCAAACUUUGGUCAUGGCUCGGGUGGGAAUUGUUUGUAAAUAAUUAAAAUUUUAAUACUUUAAUAACUUAAAAAAUAUUGUAAAUUUUAUCUUGUGUAUA